Beta vulgaris subsp. vulgaris (sugar beet) is the source of this 2862-nucleotide messenger RNA. RefSeq names its product lysine-specific histone demethylase 1 homolog 1. Lineage: Eukaryota; Viridiplantae; Streptophyta; Magnoliopsida; Caryophyllales; Amaranthaceae. The record is from RefSeq and is a predicted model, not a curated record. Bases 127 to 2616 code for a protein of 829 amino acids. Gene Ontology annotation, molecular function: protein binding; oxidoreductase activity. The transcript has a single exon. Gene Ontology annotation, cellular component: nucleus.
AGGCAAAACAACACCAAAAAGGGAAAAUAAAACUCUCAUUGGAAACAAGUCGAACCCUAGUUUAAACUUCCAAAGUCGAAACAUUCAACAAAACUCAUCUACUUUCACAACUCUUAUACAUUGAACAUGAACCCCACCACCACCACCACUACCACCACUACCACCAACCCUCUCUCCCCACCUCCCCCCUCCACCUCAGAAACGACCAACAACACCACCACCACCUUAACCGACACCACACCCACCACUUUAACCGGCACCACACCACCCACCAUCACCACCAACAACAACAAUGCAACCUCCGACGACGUCUCCACCCCAUCAAACCCACUCUCACCUCCUCAACCCGACGAUGACACAACCACCACCACCUCCGAAAUACCCAUCAUCCCAAAACGCCGUCGCAAGCGUAAACACUACCAAGGCACAAUUUCCAUGGUUCUCCGUCCUCACUCCGCUACUCGUUCUUCUUCCUCUCUCCUCGAAACACUCUCUCUCUCCCUCCCUCGUCGCCGCCGUCGCAUCUCCGACCUCUCCAAAGAAUCCCCUCCCCUCGAUAUCGACGCCCUCAUCGCUAUUUCCGUCGGUUUUCCCGUCGACUCACUUACCGAGGAAGAAAUCGACGCUUCCGUUGUUCCCACUCUAGGUAGCACCGACCAGUCUCACUACAUAAGUGUCAGAAACCUUAUACUGUCGAAGUGGAGGUCUAAUGUUUCCUCUCUCAUCACGCGGGAUCACGUGAUGGAGUCAGUCCCCAUUGAGAAGCGUCCCUUUGUUGAUGCUGCAUUUAGGUUUCUUGAUGAUCAUGGGUAUGUCAAUUUUGGACUUACCCCUGAGAUCAAGACAAAGAAAAUGUGUGAUAAUAAUUGUAGUUUUGGUGCUAAUGUUGUUGUUGUUGGGGCGGGGUUGGCGGGACUUUGUUGCGCCCGCCAGCUUCGGUCCAUGGGGUGUAAGGUUGUUGUUAUUGAAGGACGGGGGCGGCCUGGUGGGCGGGUUCGCACUCGAAAGAUGAGUAGUGAUAAGGAAGGAGUUGUAGGUGCUGCUGAUUUGGGUGGCAGUGUAUUGACAGGGAUUAAUGGGAAUCCACUUGGGGUAUUGGCGAGGCAAUUGGAGUUUCCACUUCAUAAGGUGAGGGAUUUGUGUCCUCUUUAUUUGCCAAAUGGAAAAUCAGUUGAUUCUGAGGUUGAUUCUAAAGUUGAGACUGCUUUUAAUAAGUUAUUAGAUAGGGUUUGUAAGCUUAGGCAGGUUAUGAUGGAGGAAAUGAAAUGUGUAGAUGUGUCAUUAGGAACUGCAUUAGAAGCUUUUAGGAAGGUUUUUAAUGUUGGUGAGGGUAAUGAUCCACAGGAGAAAAUGUUGUUGAAUUGGCAUUUAGCUAAUUUAGAGUAUGCUAAUGCUUCAUUGAUGUCGAAUUUGUCCAUGGCGUUUUGGGAUCAGGAUGACCCUUAUGAGAUGGGUGGGGAUCACUGUUUUAUUCCAGGUGGGAAUGAGAGGUUUAUUCGCGCUUUGGCAGAGGAUUUGCCCAUCUUUUACAAUCGCACAGUGGAGAGCAUUAGGUAUGGGGACGACGGGGUGUUGGUUUAUGCAGGUGGGCAGGAGUUUCGGGCUGAUAUGGUUCUUUGUACUGUCCCGUUAGGAGUUUUAAAGAGGGGAGAUAUUGAGUUUGUGCCUCCUCUACCUCAGAAGAAGAGGGAUGCAAUUGAUAGAUUAGGGUUUGGGCUGUUAAAUAAGGUUGCAAUGUUGUUCCCAUAUAAUUUUUGGGGAGGGGAGAUUGAUACCUUUGGGCAUUUGUCGGAAGAUCCUUCGAGGAGGGGUGAGUUCUUCUUGUUCUAUAGCUACUAUUCGGUGUCUGGUGGUCCGCUUCUUGUAGCUCUUGUUGCUGGUGAGGCAGCGAUUGAGUUCGAGAAGGUAUCUCCUGUGGAAUCAUUGGAGAGGGUAAUGGAUAUCUUGAGAGGGAUAUUUCACCCAAAAGGAGUGGAUGUUCCUGACCCUGUUCAGGCAGUUUGCACUCGAUGGGGUCAAGACCGCUUCACUUAUGGAUCAUACUCAUAUGUUGCAAUUGGGGCAUCCGGUGAUGAUUAUGAUAUUCUUGCAGAAAGUAUCGGAAAUGGGCGGGUUUUCUUUGCUGGAGAGGCAACAAACAGGCAAUAUCCGGCUACAAUGCAUGGUGCUUUCCUUAGUGGGAUGAGAGAGGCUGCCAAUAUAUUGAAGGCUGCCAAAAGGAGAUCAUUGAUUCCAACCAAUAAGGCAGAUGAUGUUAGUUCAGAGGAUAUUGAGGAUUUGAGUCGAUUAUUCUUGAAACCCGACUUACAAUUUGGGAGCUUUUCUGUUUUAUUUAAUCCGACAUCAGAUGAUCUUGAAUCUCAUUCACUGUUGAGGGUUGAGUUUGGUGGCGAGAAACUUGAAACUGGUGCUCUGUAUUUGUAUGGUCUGCUUUCAAGGUGUCAAGCCUUUGAGCUGAGCAAGUUGCAAAGCGAUGUCGAUAGGUUAAGUAUAUUGAAUCAGAAGUUCAAUGUGCGAUUAGUAGGCGAAAGAGGAUUAUGCUCUGCUGCAGAAUCACUUAUUGCAGCUGUUAGAGCAAAGGCAUGCUCUAAGGAAGGAUCAGAUGGUAAGAAGUAACAACUGUAAGUUAUAAACAACUGACAUAGAAAGUUUAUUGCUGUACAUUAGUGUUUCUAGGAUGAAUUGCAUAUUACUUUUAUUAGAUUAAGCAAAUUCUUAUGUUAGGAUAGAAAAUUUAUGGGCAUUAAGCUGACCAAUUUGUUUUGGUGUUGUGACUAACCUGUUGGUUGCUGAUGGCUAUCGAAUCCGACGUUGUGAAAUUCACCGAUCAAUGGCCUUUCCUACUUAUUAACCCCUUUGUUA